CUAACUAACUAUACGCCAUGGCUUACAAGUUUGUUCUUCUCGCCGCUUUUGUAUCGGUAGCUAGAGCCGGAGUUCUUCCUUAUGCUGCCCCUCUAGUUCAUACCCCAGCUGUUGCCGCUCCCGUAGCUGUUGCUGCUCCAAUUGCGAGGGCCGUUGUUGCUGAAGAUUACGACCACAACCCACAAUAUUCCUUUGGAUACGAUGUACAAGACAGUUUGACAGGUGACAACAAAAACCAAGUGGAAACCAGAAGCGGAAAUGUUGUACAAGGUUCUUACUCAUUGAACGACGCCGAUGGUACCCGCCGUAUUGUAGAUUAUACCGCUGAUGAUGUGAAUGGAUUCAAUGCCGUUGUCCGUAAAGAACCCCUUGUAGCUAAAGCUGUUGUUGCUGCACCCGCUGUAGCCAAAAUCGCCACUCCAGCUGCUGUCGCAGUACCGACCGUAGCUAGAUUAGCAGCUCCGGCGUUGUCCUAUGCUGCUCCUCAUGUAUCCUACACAGCCCCUCAUGUAUCCUAUUCUGCUCCGCACUUAUCCUACUCUGCUCCCAUCGGAUACGCUGCUCCAGCUUUAACCAGAGUAGCUGCCCCUUAUGCCUACGCUGCACCCGCUCAUUUGUCUUACUCUGCUAAUUUAAUUCAUUAA
Diorhabda sublineata is the source of this 644-nucleotide messenger RNA. Its product is annotated as larval cuticle protein A3A-like. Lineage: Eukaryota; Metazoa; Arthropoda; Insecta; Coleoptera; Chrysomelidae. The transcript is spliced from 3 exons. The coding region runs from base 18 to 644 and encodes 208 amino acids. Gene Ontology annotation, cellular component: extracellular matrix. The record is from RefSeq and is a predicted model, not a curated record.